Molecule: messenger RNA, 396 nt
Organism: Paramecium tetraurelia
Lineage: Eukaryota; Ciliophora; Oligohymenophorea; Peniculida; Parameciidae
Exons: 1
Source: RefSeq, a predicted model, not a curated record
AUGAUACUGAUUUCUCAUGACUUUCAUCUAAUCUGCUAUUGUUCAAUCGAGCAAAGAAAUCAAUAUUCAAAGAGUGGUUUCUUCAACAUGGUUUCAAAGUGCUGUUUCUACUUAGCCAAAGUUUAAAUAAACUAAUGUUUAUCUGCUUUUGUCAUUCUAAUAGGAUUAUAAUUUGGCUUUGGUAGUCUAUCAGUAAGAUUGUGCAUCUUUAUGGAAACUCUGAUUGUCUACAAUAGCAAAUUUGCAAAUAUAUCCUUUUCAGAUAUGAGAACUAUUAUUUUUGAUAUAUAUCACCACCAUCUGCAUAUUCAAUUGCAAAGCUAAUAAAGAUAUUUAGAGAAAGUUACCAUAAAAUUUAUUAUUAAUCCUCUAAAAACGCUUCUUUAUUUUGAAUGA